AAAGUACACCAGACUUUAUAACCAACGGGUAAAGACAGGUCUCUAACACUUCUGCUGUCCUGCGUGGGCUGUUAGCGGUUCAGACAAAAAGUGCGACCAGGACAUUGGCGUUAUCAUUCUGAAGAUGCAGCUUCCAUUGGCUUUCAAAGCAGCACUGCUGUUGAUUCUGCUUGUCCUUUUACUGGAUGUGGAUGGUUGUUCUGGGAAAAGAUGUAAAAAGAAAGAAGGAUCUAGAAGUUCAAGUAUUGGACGCAAAUCCAUAUGCUUUAAGAAAGAACUGUCAGUCUGUAUGGAUCCAACUAUGAACAUGACCACCUUUGCUUCUCCGUCCCCAGGCAGAUCUUUGUCUCCAUGGACAUAUAUACCUUCAAAUGAUCCUGGACGAAUCCCUAUGCAAAUAUCUGAGGCAAAAUGUGAAAAAAGAGGCUGUUUAAUGGAAAAUGGUGAGGAAGAUUUAGGACUGGAGUCUAAACCCAUCUGGUACCAAAUCAAUGUGCUGAGGAGAGUAAAGGGCAAAAACAAGCGCUACACCCUUAAACUGGAAAGUAAAGUUAUAAGUGUGGGCUGUACGUGUGUUGUACCUGUUGUUUUGCCACAAAAAUAACCCUAUACUGCACUUUUUAUUUAAUGGACUGUGUUAUAUUAUUGUAUUAAUCUGAAUUUAUAA
Paramisgurnus dabryanus is the source of this 667-nucleotide messenger RNA. RefSeq names its product interleukin 17a/f3 (gene il17a/f3). Gene Ontology annotation, molecular function: cytokine activity. Gene Ontology annotation, biological process: inflammatory response. The record is from RefSeq and is a predicted model, not a curated record. Gene Ontology annotation, cellular component: extracellular region. Lineage: Eukaryota; Metazoa; Chordata; Actinopteri; Cypriniformes; Cobitidae.